Molecule: messenger RNA, 1591 nt
Organism: Brassica rapa (field mustard)
Lineage: Eukaryota; Viridiplantae; Streptophyta; Magnoliopsida; Brassicales; Brassicaceae
Source: RefSeq, a predicted model, not a curated record
UUACAGGUCUAAUGAUGAUCAGAUCCGGUCUCGCCAGCGUCGUAGCCGGGGUGGUAUGGGGAGCCAGUCUCGGGGUUCUUCCAGCCAUGUUCAGGAUUCCGUUUCGCCCCACAGCUCAUACCAUACAUCUCCCUCUCCAUUACUCGCUCAUGCUGCUCCCGCUCCCGCUGCUGCACCCGCUCCUGGUCCCGCUGCUGCACCCGGUCCUCUGGGAGUGAUGAGGGUUGCGGAGUUGGUUCGACAGCCCGGUCGUGACCAUCUUCCCUAUCUCACUGAGUAUCCACAUGGACAUGGUCAAACAUGGUUCAACCGAUCCGGGAAUGGGAUCAGCGCAUGGAUCAACCGUAUGAUGUACUCGGCCCUCGACAGCGGACAUCCGACUUUCACUCACUUCCCUGUCGAGAAGCAGCAUCUGUGGUUUCAGCAGUUUGCGCAAGAAUUCAACUGGAAUGCCGAUGAUACGCUCUCUAUCUAUCACCAUUUUGUCCAUAAAGUUAUGGACAACUAUGGGAAGCAGAUGUACGAGUGGAAGAAGAAGUGGGAAGUAAACAAGGUCCCAAAGUCGAUGAACGACACGGUCUGGAAGGAGUUGUGUGCGCAUUGGGAUAAAGAAGAGACGAAAGAAACUUCUUCCACCAACUCCAACAACCGCAGGAGCGACCGUAAAGGAAAGGGCAUCUACAAGCAUAACUUGGGUGCUCAAUCUAUUGCCACUCUGGCGGAUCGCAUGGCGGAAGAAAAUGAAGGCCACCCAGUUGAUGAUCUCGCCCUUAUGAAAAGGGCGUAUACCAACAAGAGGACCGGCCAGAUUGAUGAUGGUCUUGUGAGGGACGUGGUCGACCUGGUCCAAACUCAGGUGUAUGACGAAGUGUCUCAGCUUCAAACCGAUGAUGACGAUUCGACGGCCUCGACCAACUUGUCUCGGGUUCGAAUCAACGAAAUCGUUGAAUCGUCGGUUCCAAAGAAAAAGGGACGUUUGGUCGGUUUGGGUCGUCGCUCCCGGUCGGCUGCUCCUUCUUCUGCACCACAUGCGUAUGUUGAUCCAGAAGUUCUUACGGCUCAGCUGAAGGACAAGGAUGAUCGGAUAUCUGCGUUGGAGACUCAGAUGGCAGCUCAACAGGCGGGCUAUGAGACCCAGAAGAGGCUGAACGAGCAGAUGAUGGAGAUGAUGAAGAGGAUGUACCCGAACGAGACGUUCCCGAACAUUCAAGACCCUUCCUCGGAAAAUUCCGAGGAACUUUCUCCCCUCGGCAAAUUCCGACGAACUUUAAGUUCCUCGGAAUUUUCUGAGGGAAAAAUUCCUCGGAAUGUUCCUCGGUAUUUUCCGAUAAACAUUCCGAGGAAUAUUUCGUCGAAACUUCCGAGGAUUGGGCCAUCGGAAUUCCCUCGGUAUUUUCCGAGGAACCUUCCGACGAACUUCGUGUCCUCGGAGUAUCCUCGGAAUUUUGUUUCCUCGGAAUUCCGUCGGAAAAUUCCGACGGAAUUCCGAGGAAUUAUGAAUUUCCGAGGAGUUAUUUCCGAGGACUUUUUUCGUCGGUAUGUCCUCGGAAUAGCGUUAUUCCGACGACAUACCGACGAUUUUUUCCCUCAG